Callithrix jacchus (white-tufted-ear marmoset) is the source of this 4629-nucleotide messenger RNA. The record is from RefSeq and is a predicted model, not a curated record. Lineage: Eukaryota; Metazoa; Chordata; Mammalia; Primates; Cebidae.
CAGCCCCUCAGAUCCUGAUCCACACCUGUCUUAAUCACGUUGUGCCGCAGCUGGAUAAUUAGGGUGUAGGUCCCAUCUGCUUGAAACGUCUCCCCAAACUGAUCCAGGACCUGGUGGAACUUGGCUAGGUUUCCUGUCCUGACAGCUGCAGGGAGAACAGGAGUGGACUGGAUGAUGCAAACCGGCAUGGGCACGGAAAAGGCCCCAGUGAAGGGGGCCUAGCGGGCUCUGGGGUGGGGAAGCCAGCCUUACCUUGAGUCAGAAGGAAAUAGGGCAUGAGUGAACGCUUGAGGGACGGCUGUCGGAACUGCAGCCGGUCGGGGAUCUCCCCCAGCAACAGCUCCACCACGAUGAGAAGCUUGUGCACCUGGACAGAGUGACUGGGGACCCAGUGGGCAGGGAGCCCUGUGGGCGGAAGAAAAUGAAAUGUGGCCUAAAUUCUGCCAGAUACCGUGGGAAACAGGGAAAGGGAGCACUGUUUAGGCUCGGAGAGAGGAGGAGAGCAUGGGAUCCAAGCUCUGCCUUUGGUCGCAGAGCCCUCAGCUGCAUUUCACCUGACCACCCCGUGCACACUCUGCUCUGAAAUGACAGCGCUCUAAGGCCAGAUGGGCGGGUGCUGUGGCUCAGCAAUGGCAAGGGACCAGGCCUCAUAGGCCUGGGGAAUGGAACGGGUGUCAGCCAGAUGCUCACUAGGGAGGUGGACUGUUACUGGAGGAGAGGAGGGGAUCAGUGGGUAGAAUUCAUUAUCUGUGUAGAGGCAGACGAGCCCAAAGGGGCCUGGCCUCAGUGAAGAGCAGAGUAUACAGACAUAGAAGGGUGGCUGGAAACCCAGCCUGUCUUCCUCCACAGGACUGAGGUAUUUCCGAGUGGUGCCAGCUGUGGAUCCAGCACCAUGCAAGAACUAUGGUGGAGGGACCAUAGUUAAUUGCUAGUUUUAGAGAUGAGGAAACCAAGGACGCUUGCCGACUCAGGGUCUUACCAGCAAAUGGGAGGCACAGAACACAAGGCAGUUAAAUCGAGGGGCAGCAAGUGUCAGGGGGAGCAGGGGUUACAACAGGAGUGUGUGAUCACACCCACAGCCAGGAGGACCCUUCACCCCCCACAGGCACCCAUGAGGCCGCCCUGUCCCUUGGAGUAACCCAGAUGUGAGGGUAAAUCCCUGGAAAUGGUUAUUUACGAAGUGCCUUAAGGAUUCUGACAAAGCAGAAAAAGGAGGAGGGUCAAGGGUGCAGAGCGAAAAAGAGGCAGAGAAGUGUGGGUGCCUGGGGAGCUGUUAGAAAAUGGACAGUUGGGACCACGGUCUGGGACAUGCCAUUGCCAUUCUGAAUGCCAGGCUGAGCAGUUUGAAGUUGGCACAUAGAACGCCUGCUGUCUAGCUAGUAAACACUGAGCAACUGGGUCCUUGGCUUCCUCAUCUCUAAAACUAGCAAAUAACAGUAACAAUACCCAGCCUGUCUACCUCACGAGAUCGCACGAUACUCCGCGGUAGUGGGGAGCAAUGGAAGCUUCCCAGGCAGGGGCAGGAGAGAGCUGGAGCCCUGCUUAGUAAGGCAAGGGAGUGUAAGCUGGGCUGGUGGAGAGGAAGAUGACCAGGCAGAAGUGUCCGGAAAUGUUAGCAGCUGGAACCACGGCACCAGCAACACCAAGGAAUAGGCAAACACAAAAGACGUGCAGACAAUUCAACAGAUGACCCAGUGAUGGGAAGGGGGCGAGGGAGAGCCAGAGGAUCCCAAGGCCCUGAUCUGGAUUGGGACAGCAGGAGGAAGGACUGGGAAGGGGGCCAGGUGGGUCUGUUUGGGAUAUGCUGUAUAGAGAGAUAUGGGGGGUGGGAGGGAGAGCUGGAUCUGUAGGCCUGAUGUUCCCAAGAGGGGUCAGAGGCAGUGUUAUAGGAUAAACUGUUUCCCCCUCAAAUUCAUGUUAUAGACCUGAACCCCAGGACCUCAGAGUGGGACUGUAUUUGGACAUAGGGCCUUUAGAGGUAAUUACGGUAAAAUGAAGUCAUAUGGGUGGACCCUAUACGAUGAUUGUCCUCCUAUGACAAGAGCAGGACACAGACACGCACAGAGGGAAGACCAUGUGAAAACACCAGGAGACGGCCAUCCACAAGCAGACAAGAGAGGUCCUCAGAAGAAACCAAUCCUGUCGACACUUGCUCUUGGACUUAGAGCCUCCAGAAUUGUGAUGAAACACAUCUUGGUUGUUUAAGCCACCAAGUCUGUGGGACCUUGAGGUGGCAGCCCCAGCAGAGUAACGGAGUUAGCAGUGUACCGGCUGAAGAGCAUCAUGCAGGCGACAGCUGAAGCUGGGAAAGCAAACAAGGACGCUCAAGGAGAGAAUGAGGGUUUCACUAUCGACAGAGAAGCUCUCAGAGUGCUCUGCUGAGGCCGGGUGGUGAGGAGAGCAGAGAGAACGCUGGAGGGAAGGAGCUGGCCACUGUGCUGUUGGGGAGGGAGCUGAGGGGGACAGGAAUGGCCGCUUGAGAGGAGAAGCAGCAGGGCUGGGGGCUUUCUGCCAGGAGACUGAAGCAAACAGGCGAUGAGCCAAAGCCGGAAGAGAGGAAGGAGUGGGAUGGAAAACACAGGUAGCGAAGCUGGCAUUAAGUAAAGACAGGGAGGGUAAGAAUGGGUGGAGAGAGACAUUUGAGUUUCCAGGAGACAAGGCAGCUUCAGGAACGAACGCCAGCUGGCCUCCAGCCCUGAAGGGAUGAGCUGGCACCGCCCUCCUCAGGGCGCUCUGUGCACCAGCAGCACUGGCAUCACCCAGGGCCCGUUAGGAACAGACUCUCUGAAUAGGAACCUACAGCUUCAUCAGACCCCCAGUCUUGCUCUGUUGCCAGGCUGGAAUGCAGUGGCUCAAUCUCAGCUCACUGCAACCUCCACUACCCAGGUUCAAGUGAUUCUCCUGCCUCAGCCUCCUGAGUAGCUGGGACUACAGGCACUAUGGAGGUGGACAUUGUGUGAAGGUGCAGUGUUUGCACAAAGGGCUUGAGACAGCUAGCGUGACUCACCCCAACUUGGCUGCUGGACCUAUCUGCUCUCCCCCCGCUCUCGAGGGCUGUCCAGUCGAGGUUGAAUGAGACAUCUACGUUGGUGGUCUUGGGGACUCCCCCAGGUCGGUAGCCCCCUGGCAGAUGUGCUGGACCCCAACAUGAAGGUACUGCUUUGGGAUUCUGUGAAGAAUUGUGGCUCUAUGCUAGGAUGUGUAAUAGGAAGGAAGCUCCUUCCUUUAUGACAUCACCAGACAUCACAUUACAGAGCAGUAGCUAAGGAGACUAUUUGAGACACUCAUAGAACAACAGCCAAUUUUGUAGAUGCCCAAGAAUAGCAGCUUGAAAACAGGAUAAAUAUUCAGGCAUCAUUAGGCUCCCGAAUACAAGCCAGCCAGUAAAAUAUGAGAUCUGCUCUGAAAGGCACAACCAUCAAGACAAAUAAACCUGGGGCCAAGGUAUCGGUUUCAGCACAGAGAGGGUCUGAGGUUACUACUAACACAUUCCCUCAGUGGGGACAUUGGUUCAUUCUUACCUCAAACCAUCGAAGUGCUGCAGUCUCCCUGAACCCUUCCCACCGAAGAUCAGAAGCUGCACAUCCCACCACUCUCCAUUCGGCAUCAGACUAUCCUCGAUCUGUCUCCCCCGAGUUAGGGCCUGGACGCUAUGCGGUACCCACCCCUCAGGGAACCGAGACUGGACCAAUAACAGAAUCAUCCCGCCAUUCCUCUCCUCAUCCAAAGAGCCAGCAAACUCAGACACUGGCUUCCCAUGCUUCAAGCAGACAACGGAAUGUUAGUCCACCCAGAGAGGAAGCAACACGAAGAAGCGGUGAGAGCAAGUCAGGGCGCAAGGUCGGCCAUCAUGCCUCAUCCAUCCCAGAUGUCAAAUCUUCUCGUCGAUUGAGUUUUCAAGACCAGAAGGAUAACUUGCAAUCACAAAUCUUACAAGAUGACCCACCAUCCAAGGUCCAGAACCCCCAAGGAGUCAGAGUUCCCCGCAGGAUUUUGUCUUACCCAAAGGAUGAAGCAGUGCAAACUGGACCCAUUCAAAGGAUUAUGACUACUACUGAGAUCAGAUCUCCAAGGAGUCCUUCUCUCCCAGAGCACGGAAGCAGCAGUGUCUCUGCAGACCAUCAGACCCUGGAACUGACCCUUCGGGCCUUGCCUCCUCGGUCCUUACCUAGGUAUGAGCCUGGCUGCUCAUGGUGGGCCUUGCUGAAUCCUGAAGUUGGAAUACCCGAAAGCCAGCCAACAACACCUGAUUUUGAGCGUAAGUGUUCUCCUUCCCUAGAUCCUUUAUUGUCCUGUUUUAAAAUAGACUCUAGCCCUUUAUUUGAGGAUCUGAAGUUCCAGAGAGAGAAGGCAAGCCCAUCACCACCACCAUCACCAAAGGAGUCUCCAAGUUGGGCACCACUGAGUGAAGUGCCACAGACCCCCAAGCGUGCCUGCAAACAACUCAUUCAAUGGUUUAGUUCUUUCUUCCUGGGUAUGUGAAGAAGCAGACUGCCCAGAUGCAGCCCCAGUUUAGUGAGAUGGGGAUGUUGGGGUGGGCAGGAAAGGCCAACUCUUCAUUCUGGGCCUAAGGGCUGCUGCUCUCCUGCCAGUGCCAAAGCUAGUCCUAUACUUGAGCCCAUUGUUCCA